AGGCUGGCAAAGCGCAGGCGCCACACAGACGGCGCGCGCCCCCUGGUGGCUCAUAAGACUCGUCACGUGCUGUCAUUCAACGACGCUGUGAAAGCAAGCCAGCUUUACGCCGCCGCCGAGCGCCCAGAGACCAGUGCAGCAGCAGCCUCUCUCCCAGAGACCGCAAGCGCGCAGCGCAAAGCGACCAUGGCCUCCAAGCCCCCCCAAACCGCACGGGAGCGCCAGAAGGAACGGGAACUCAUGGAGGCGCGCCAGGCCGGCACCGCGGCCCCGGCGCUCGACAAGGAGCGCGGCGGCGAAAUGAUCAAUCCUCAUAAUCCCGAAUUUUUGACGAAGAAGCCCUGGUACCUCGGCGACGACGCCGGUCCCACGCUCAGUCAUCAGGGUGUCGGGAGCACGCCCGUAGGAGAAGUCUCCCUGGCCGAGGCCGAAGCCGACGUGGCGAGACGACGAAGUGCCUGGAAGGCCCAGACCAGUGGUGAUGGUCCACCUGUGGUACCUGUCGGCACCUGGAUCGAAGCUCUACGACGAGGGAAAGCCCCGCACUUACCUUGCAAGGUGAAGGCGGUGCGGCUCGAUGGGACGCUUGAUGUCGAAUUCGAGAACGGCCAAAUUGGCCGAAGGACGCCGCGAGCCCACUGCAAGUUACCGAAGAGUGCGAUGGGGGCACGAGCUGGAUUAGAAAAACUGGGAAAAGUAGCGUAUGAUGCGAAACGCGAUAGGUGGCACGGGUAUGAUGGCGACGGCUAUCAUCAGGACCAGGUCAAAAAGUACGAGGAGCAGGACGCGGCUCGAGCUGCCCGUUCCCAGAACAAGCCCCAGUCCGACGACGAUAGUGACAGCGACGCGGAAGACCAGGAGGACGAUGGUUACAGGCAGAACGACGCCGGCGCCACGGACUUUCAGAAACGAUUUGCGAGGCAGGGCGGCGUCGGUGGCGCGCAGAUGAAGACGACCGUCAGGAAUUUACGUAUCAGAGAAGAUACGGCGAAGUAUCUGAGGAACCUGGACCCCGAAUCAGCUUUUUACGACCCGAAGAGUCGGGCGAUGCGCGAGAAUCCGACGCCGCAUCUGGGCGACCCGAAGGAUCUCAUCUAUGCGGGCGACAAUUUUGCAAGAGCUACGGGCGACGCUCUGGAAUUGGCCAAGACGUCGUGCUUUGCGUGGGACGCGGAGCGGCGAGGCACGAAGGCAGGAGGUGAUGUGGUACAUACGCAGGCCGACCCUUCUCGUACCGAAUUAGCUAGGAGGGACUUCGAGAAGAAGAGGAAAGAGGCAGAUCAACAAAAGCAGCGCGAGAUCGCGGAGAGGUACGGCUCGGCCGCGGCGGCGGACGAUCCUGACGAACGAGCCUUAAGGGGCGCGCGCGCCACGUCGGAGCGAUACGUGGAGUACGGCGCCGACGGUCGCGUGAUCAAGGGCGCGCCCGUCGCCGCGCGACAAUCGCGCUAUGCCGAGGACGUGCACGAGUCAGGGCAUGAUUGCGUCUGGGGCUCGUACUUUUGCGCGGCCACGUUCCGGUGGGGGUAUGCCGACGACCAUUCUACGACGCGCCAUUCGUAUGCGACGGGCGAGGCCGGACGGCGCGCUAACGACGCGGCCGUCGCGCGCAUGACGCAACCCGUCGAGCGGCCCAUGCUCGCUAAUUCCAAAUCGGGGACGACGGCGGCGCCGCCGUCGCGCGCGUCGCUCUACGGCGAGGCCGACGCGUCGCAGCAGCUCGACGAGGCCAAGGUCCGGGAAGCGAUGGCCCGGCAAAAGCCCGCGAAAGAGGCGGGCGACGGCAAGCGCAAGUACAACUCGCUGGCGACGACGGACGUGACGGCCGAGGAGAUGGAGGCCUACCGGCGGACGAAGGUGGCGAAGGACGACCCGAUGGCGAAGUUCCUCGGGGAGUAAUCUAGCUUUGGUGUG
This is a messenger RNA of Pelagomonas calceolata, 1914 nucleotides long. NCBI's taxonomy places the organism in Eukaryota, Pelagophyceae, Pelagomonadales, Pelagomonadaceae. The record is from the annotation of a GenBank genome assembly.